AAAAGCGCGAAGUCUUGCGCAGGCGCGUAGAGGUUCUGAUGCUGUGACGUCAGGCUCAUGUCUGGGCCAUGAAAAAAAAAAAAAUCCAUGCUGCUUUCUGACGUCUAGUUCGAACCGCUAAACCAACAGCCCUGUCCAAACUGCUUGACACUCCGACUUGUGCACUAUGUUCGUGGCAAGAAGUAUCGCUGCCGAUCACAAAGAUCUCAUCCACGAUGUGUCGUUUGAUUUCCAUGGCAGGAGGAUGGCGACAUGUUCCAGUGACCAGAGUGUGAAAGUUUGGGACAAAAGUGAAAAUGGCGAUUGGCAUUGUACUGCAAGCUGGAAGACCCACAGUGGUUCAGUAUGGCGGGUAACAUGGGCUCACCCAGAAUUCGGCCAGGUAUUAGCCUCAUGUUCGUUUGACAGAACUGCUGCAGUGUGGGAAGAAAUAGUUGGUGAAUCAAAUGAUAAACUGCGCGGACAGAGUCAUUGGGUUAAAAGAACAACACUAGUGGACAGCAGGACAUCUGUAACCGAUGUAAAGUUUGCUCCAAAACACAUGGGUCUGAUGCUGGCAACCUGCUCUGCAGAUGGAGUGGUGAGAAUAUAUGAGGCCCCUGAUGUUAUGAACCUCAGUCAGUGGUCCCUGCAGCAUGAAAUCUCAUGCAAACUGAGCUGCAGUUGUAUCUCUUGGAAUCCCUCUAGCUCCCGAGCCCAUUCUCCUAUGAUUGCUGUAGGCAGUGACGACAGCAGCCCAAAUAUCAUGGGAAAAGUACAGAUCUAUGAAUAUAAUGAGAACACAAGAAAGUAUGCAAAAGCAGAAACUUUAAUGUCUGUGUCUGACCCAGUUCAUGAUAUCGCAUUUGCACCAAACUUAGGAAGAUCUUUUCACAUAUUGGCUGUGGCAACCAAAGAUGUCAGAAUUUUCACCAUGAAGCCUUUAAGAAAGGAAUUGAGCUCUUCUGGAGGAGUGACAAAAUUUGAAAUCCACACAGUAGCUCAGUUUGAUAACCACAACUCUCAAGUAUGGAGAGUAAGUUGGAACAUCACUGGCACAGUCUUGGCUUCAUCUGGUGACGAUGGCACCGUGAGACUGUGGAAGGCAAAUUAUAUGGACAAUUGGAAGUGCAUUGGUGUUCUCAAAGGAGAUGGCAAUCCUGUUGGUAAUUCUUGCCAAGGCAUUUUUGGAUCCUCUGUUGGUUCAGCUAUUCAGAGUUUACAGAAUUCUGUAAAUGGAACAUCCUCUUCUGGCAGGAAUGGAUGCCGAACUCCUUUUCCCCCUCCCCACCGCAGUCUGAAUCAUCCCAAGAUACAUGGGCAACCUGCUUACUUCUAGAUGCAGUCCAAAAGACCCUUUUGUGUAGGUUUAUAUUCUUGUUUAGAGAAAAGAGUUAUAAAAUAUGAACUAAUCUCUUUGUCUUUGUUAAUUCAUCUGCUAAAAGUCCUUACUAGAAAGCAGGAGAAUGUUCAUUUUUAAAUUGCCCAUGACAACUGUUUUUGUGCCAUUAAGGUGCGGUUAUUUUCACUGGCCAUCUUAAAAUGGAUAUAUGAACUGCAAUGAUCUUUUACAAAGUUGCAUAAUUAUGUAGAUAUUAUUGUUGGACUUUUUUGCUUUAGAUUUAACUUGUAAAACUAUAAAUCGAUACUAUAAUAUCUGUAAAUAAUUGAAUAAAAGUAGCAUAAAUCCUGUGGCUUUGUUUUAAAUUGGUAUGUAAACAACAGAGUGUAUUAACUUAUAGGUCAUAGGAAAACAAAACAACAAAUUUAGAGGGGAUUUGGUUUUGCUCAGUAAAAGAAAAUGCUAAGUGGAACCCUUUUUAAAUAAGAUUUUAUAUUUGUUACAUUUUACUUUUGCUCCUAUAUCAAAAAAUGCAAAUUCUACACUGUUUUUCAAAAACCCAGAUUAUUCCUUUUUUAAAUUAAAUUUUAGCCACUAUGCAACAGACCUUUUGUGAAUGUAAGCUAAAAAUGCACUAAUGUAUAACUUCAUGCUGCUGUAAUCCCACACUUUUUUCUUUAUUUUUUAUGGUUGUGACAGCAUUUAUAAGUGUUACAAGACACUGGCCUCCUUAUGCUGUGCCAUAUGACUUGGCAUAGUACCAAACAUGAUGCAGGAAACAAACAUUCAAGCCUUUAGCAAAGACAUUGGCUUUAAGUGUUAGAACAACACUCGGUUGUCCAGUUGAACAUUGAUUCCCAGGAUCCUUCUAACAGCCAGAGGCCUUUAAAUGGUGUGGAGAGUUGUAAAUGAACAACAUCUUGAGGGACACUUAUAUUAUGAGCUGAUAUAGCUGGUUGGCAGUACAUGGAAAUGACAGUAAUGUUCCAAGUUGAAGCUAUGCAUGGGGUAAAACCAACCUUGUGAUAUAAUUAUCAUUAAACAGCACAAAGUCUGUCCAUACCUUGCCAAAAACCCAGCCCAACUUUUUUUUUUGCCUGACCCUGUGUAGGACCUGGGCAUCUCCAAACAACUACCGACAGGGCCAGAAAAUAAAACCCAAUAACUUCCAUGUGGGGCAUGGCCUACUUGGUUUGCUAGAUUCUUGUACCAACUCUAUUGCACACUUCUAUCUGAAGCCUAGGGUCUUGUUAACACACUUUUGUCCAAUAUUACCAGUUUAGGUUUAAAUUUGUGUGCUUUAAAUGGCUAAAAACUGUUUUCCAAAAACUGGCACUGGCAUUGCAAGGGCAAAACAGUGGGGGCUUGGAUAUUUACAGAAUUUAUUGCAGGAUGUCUAGUUAUAAAGUGUUAAAGGGGUUGUUCACCUUUAAGUUAACUUUUAGUAUUAUGUAGAGAGAGCUAUUUUUAGACAGUUUUCUAUUGGUCUUGAUUUUUUCAUAUUUGCAGUUUUUUAGUUAUUUAGCUUUUUGUUCAGGAGCAAUACAGUUUGGAAUUUUUGCAGUUAUCUGGUUGCUAUGGUCCAAUUCAACCUGGUAAUCAGGCAGUCGUUUGAAAGAGAGGCUGGAAUAUGAAUGGAGGACCUGAAUAGAUAAGUAAGUAAUAAGAUAAGUAGUAAAAAGUAACAACAGUAACAUUGUAGCCUCACACAGGACUAGUUUUUGGUUGCUGGGGACAGUGACUGGUAAUCAGGCAGUCGUUUGAAAGAGAGGCUGGAAUAUGAAUGGAGGACAUAAAUAGAUAAGUAAGUAAUAAGAUAAGUAAUAAAAAGUAACAACAGUAACAUUGUAGCCUCACACAGGACUAGUUUUUGGUUGCUGGGGACAGUGACUUCCAUUUGAAAGCUGGAAAGUAUCAGAAGAGUAAAGCAAAUAAUUCAAAAACUUAAAAAAAAAACAAAAACACCAAAUGAAAAUCAACUGCUGUGUUCACUCUCUACCCCAAACACAUCUAUUAGACAGUGGUACUAUGAGUUUAAACUAUUACAGGAAGCAGAACAUAGCCCCCACAAACUAGUAUCUUGCAGUGACUUAUGGGCAGAUUUAUGAAAAUGUAAGAUUAGAUCUCACCACAUAAAAAUGUACCCUCCUAUUCAUUCCUAUAGAAUUUUUUAGACGCUUAUUUAUCAAUGAGAAAUUGUUAGAGAUUAUUACACUUCUAAACAUCCCAUAGGAAUAAAUAGAAAGUGUGUCAAUUUUUCUGUGGUGAAUUCCUUUGUGGAACUUGACCUGCUUGUACUACACAGCUUUUUAGUAGGGAUACACCGAAUACAGGAUUUUUUUGGGAUUCGGCCAAGAUUCUGCCUUUUUCAGCAGCAUUCGUAUUCGGCCAAAUUCAAGUACCUGGCUGAACUGAAUCAGAAUCCUUAAAAUCACAUGACUUUUUGUCACAUAAACACGGAAGUUGAAACAUUUUUCACUGAGUACUUCUCUUAAACUGUUCUGUGGCCUAAUUUGCAUAGGCAAAUUAAGAUUUGGUUUGGUAUUCAGCUGAAUCUUUCACAAAGGAUUCAGGAUUUGCCCGAAUCCCAAAAUAGUGGAUUUGGUACAUCCCUACUUUUUAGUCAGAAGUUGUCUCAAUAGGAAGCAAAUAAUUAUAACAACCUGCUUUAGAUAGCAGCUGCUAAUCUUAGUCUGACUUGAACUUUCUAUAAAUUACAGUGCAGUAUUAAGAUACAGACUGCCUCAGACCUGCUAGAGUCCUGCCCUAACAGUAGACUUUUUCUAACCCUUUCAGCAAGUGUUUGUCGGUGAGCCCAGGGGCUACACACUGGAGCCUUUAGCAGGUAAAAGAAAAUGUGGAUGUUUACAGUUCAGCAAAUGCCACUAUGACAGUUACAAAUGGGAAAAAUACAGUGGAAUCAGUUGUACAAGGUGAAAUAUGAAGCAGUAGACUUUAUUUUGGUACCCAAUGUACUAAAGCUGUGUGCCUUUCAAAAUUUUACUUUUCAGUUCUUUCAUUCACUACACUUUUUUUUCUUUUCCUUUCCCUUGUCCUGCAUUUUGUUCCUUUCCCCUCUUUCAGGUAUUGCUUUCACCCAGUGGAAAACCCAAAGGCUGGAUCAAGAUGGUCCAGUUAUACCCAGUUUAUCCCUCCACCUCCACUGAUAGAGCACCCUUGUGAUGCUGACCCUACGAACCUUACGUGUUCAAACCCUCGCAGACGAUACAACCCCCCACCUCUUAACCCCUUAUCUGAAAUUUAAGGGGUAUAAAUACAGUUGUUGUCUUAUUUCUUUCUUAUUGACUUAUUUUAUAUUUUUAACCUUUUGUUGACUGCUUGUAGACUUAAGGUAGGCUAAAGAAAUUCAUGCUAGAAUUCUCCCUGAAAUAUGCAGCCUGCUGUGACGUGGUGCUAGAAUAUCAAAUGGUGGUAAUUUUUGAUACUGGUAAAGUGCCUAAGUAACCUUUUACUUAGGUUGUUGGAAAAUGCAGCAUUUCAGUCCUAUUCUCUGCUUGUUGGCUUUCAUUCCUGUGCAUAUUGCAGUAAACUUUAAAUGUACCAUAUGUGAAUUUUUUGUAUGAUUAAUAAAAGCGUGUUAAAAACA
Molecule: messenger RNA, 4928 nt
Organism: Xenopus tropicalis (tropical clawed frog)
Lineage: Eukaryota; Metazoa; Chordata; Amphibia; Anura; Pipidae
Gene: seh1l
Product: SEH1 like nucleoporin
Exons: 9
Coding region: 167-1318 (383 amino acids)
Cellular component (GO): nuclear pore; lysosomal membrane
Molecular function (GO): structural molecule activity
Source: RefSeq, a predicted model, not a curated record